Esox lucius (northern pike) is the source of this 6370-nucleotide messenger RNA. RefSeq names its product laminin, beta 2 (laminin S) (gene lamb2). The transcript has 35 exons. Gene Ontology annotation, cellular component: laminin trimer. Gene Ontology annotation, molecular function: extracellular matrix structural constituent. Bases 222 to 5615 code for a protein of 1797 amino acids. The record is from RefSeq and is a predicted model, not a curated record. Gene Ontology annotation, biological process: substrate adhesion-dependent cell spreading; cell migration; basement membrane assembly. Lineage: Eukaryota; Metazoa; Chordata; Actinopteri; Esociformes; Esocidae.
UCCGCUGCGGAGUUUCCGACAAACGAGACUCAGGACAGAACUUUUGGAGAGUGGUCGCCAGACUUCAAAUAAUACUGCUAACUCCGCUCAACCUUGCAUCAAAUGAAACUGGAGGACUCGAAUGAAUUUGGCUUGAUUUUAUAUACAGGGAAGUCAACGUAAUAUACAAGUAAUUUUCAGGCUGAAUCUACAACUCAAAGGAGACUGAUGAACAUAAAGCCAUGCACGCGUCAUUGGUAAUGUUUAUAUGUGCCCUGGCCUAUGCCACCGCCCAGGACCCAAGCCACGCCCACGGCUGUACCCAUGGCAGCUGUUACCCAGCCACGGGAGACCUGCUGGUGGGGCGUGAGAAGAGCCUGAAAGCAUCGUCUACAUGUGGCUCUAGGAGGAAAGAGCCUUACUGUAUCGUCAGUCAUUUACAGGAUGAGAAGAAAUGCUUCCAGUGUGACUCUCGCCGGCCUUAUGACACUUUGUACAACAGCAUCAGUCACCGUAUUGAGAACGUCAUCACCACCUUCAAACCACAUCGCAGGAAGUCCUGGUGGCAGUCUGAGAAUGGAAAGCCUGAUGUCUUCAUUCAGCUGGACCUAGAGGCCGAAUUCCAUUUCACUCAUCUUAUCAUGAUCUUCAAGACGUUUCGCCCUGCAGCCAUGGUGAUUGAGCGAUCGGCAGAUUUUGGCCGUAACUGGCAGGUGUACCGCUACUUUGCCUAUGACUGUGCCUCCGUCUUCCCGGGGAUAUCCACGGGUCCCCUGCGCAAGGUGGACGAUAUCAUCUGUGAGUCGCGCUACUCCGACAUUGAGCCGUCCACUGAGGGAGAGGUGAUCUACAGAGUUCUGGACCCUGCCAUCCGCAUUGAGGACCCCUAUAGCCCCAACAUUCAGAACCAGCUGAAGAUCACUAACCUACGUGUGAACUUCACCAAGCUGCACACCCUGGGAGACAACCUGCUGGACUCCCGGCAGGAGAUCAAGGAGAAAUACUACUAUGCUAUGUAUGAGCUGGUCGUCCGUGGCAACUGCUUCUGCUACGGUCACGCCUCUGAAUGCGCUCCAAUUGACGGGAUUGUGGAUGAAGAGGGCAUGGUCCACGGGAGAUGUGUCUGCAAACACAGCACCAGGGGGCUGAACUGUGAGCUGUGUGACCACUUCUACAAUGACAUGCCUUGGAGACCGGCUGAAGGACGCAACACUAACGCCUGCAAGAAGUGCAAUUGUAACAGUCACUCCAGCGAGUGUCAUUUCGACAUGGCGGUGUACCUGGCAACCGGCAACACCAGCGGCGGGGUCUGUGACGACUGUCUCCACAACACCAUGGGACGCAACUGUGAGAUGUGCAAACCCUUCUACUACCAGGACCCCAGCAGAGACAUCAGGGAUCCAGGGGUCUGUACUGCCUGUGACUGUGAUCCCGACGGCUCUCUGAACGGGGGCAUCUGUGAUGGGCAUGACGAGCCAUCCCUCGGCAUGAUCGCUGGCCAGUGUCGCUGUAAGGACCACGUGGAGGGACCUCGCUGUGACAAAUGCAAGUUGGGCUUCUUCGGCCUGAGUGCAGAGAACCCCCGUGGCUGCCAGCCCUGCCAGUGUGACCACAGGGGAACUGUGUCAGAGAGCCCACGGUGUGACCCUGUGAGUGGGGACUGCUUCUGCAAGCGUCUGGUCACCGGACGCAGCUGUGACCAGUGUCUGCCAGAACACUGGGCACUGAGUCAUGACCUGAAUGGAUGCAGAGACUGUGACUGUGAUGUGGGCGGAGCCACAGAUAACCACUGCUCAAUGGAGAACGGCCAGUGUCGCUGUCGUAGUCACAUGACGGGCCGUCAGUGUACCCAGGUGGAGUCGGGGUCCUUCUUCAUGUUUCUGGACUACUACACCUAUGAGGCUGAGCUGGCCGUUCUGGGACAGGGCUGCAGUGUGGAGCAGCGGGAGCACCAGUCUGGGCGCCCGUCCACGUGGACAGGUACUGGCUUUGCCAAGGUCCCUGAGGGCAGCAGCCUGGAGUUCUUCAUCACCAACGUCCCCUACUCCAUGGAGUAUGACCUCCUCAUCCGCUAUGAGACACAGAUGCCGCGCGACUGGCAGGAGGUCCGCGUGACCAUCGUUCGACCAGGGCCCAUUCCCACCAGCAGCCCCUGUGGAAACACCAUCCCUGCAGAUGACCUGCUCACUGUGUCCCUGCCUGCUGGAUCCAGGUUUGCUGUGUUGCCUCAGCCUGUCUGCUUGGAGAGAGGAGUCAGCUACACCAUUCAGUUUGAGUUCAGUCGCUAUCUGGACGGGAACAGCAUCCUGAUUCUGGGUACAACAGCAGCCAACAUUCUAGUGGACUCUAUCUCCCUGCUCCCUCGUUACUCCUCCCUGGAGAUGUUCAUUGCCGGCGACCCCACCUCCAUCGCUCGGAAGCAGAGCUAUGAGCGCUACCGCUGCCAUGAGGGGGCCAAGAGCGUGACGCGCCCCCAGAUCAGUGACGUCUGUGCCAAGCUCAUCACCAGCAUGUCGGCUAUCAUCAAUGACGGAGCCCUGCCAUGCCAGUGUGACCCACAGGGCUCAGUCAGCUCGGUGUGUGACAUACGUGGUGGUCAGUGUCGCUGUAGGCCAAACAUUAUCGGACGUCGCUGUGACAAGUGUGGUCCUGGAACCUAUGGUUUUGGACCGGCAGGAUGUAAAGCCUGUGAAUGCAGUCUGGAAGGUGCCGUCACUCGGUUUUGUGACCAGCAGACCGGCCAGUGCCCGUGUCGCCAUGGUGCGUAUGGCCAGCGCUGUGAUGGCUGCCACGCGGGACACUGGGGUUUCCCCAACUGUAAACCAUGCGUGUGCAAUGGACACGCAGAGGAGUGCCACCAGAGGACCGGAGCCUGUGUCAACUGCCGAGACAACACCGGAGGGGACAAAUGUGACCGGUGUGCCAAUGGUUUCUAUGGCAACCCGGUGCUGGGCACAGGCAGCGGUAACCAGUGUCGACCGUGCCCCUGCCCAGAUGGUCCCAACAGCGGACGGCACUUUGCCGCCUCCUGUUACCAGGACACCCGCAACAGACAGGUGGUCUGCAACUGUAACCAAGGUUACACAGGGGGGAUGGUUAAGCGCUCCGAGGGUUCCUUCAAGCGUCCCCGCUGUGACCAGUGUGCACCUGGCUACUUUGGUAACCCCUCUCAGCCAGGUGGGCAGUGCCAGCCGUGCAGGUGCAGCAACAACAUCGACAAGUCGGACGCCGAGGCGUGUGACCGGAGAACAGGAGAGUGUAAGAAGUGUCUCUACAACACCGAGGGACCGGAAUGUGGUGUGUGCAAGAGUGGUUACUACGGCGAAGCAUCCCGGCGCAACUGCAGGAAGUGCACCUGUAACUUCCUGGGCACAGAGCGUAACCAGUGUACGGCGAGGGAUGACUGUGUGUGCCAGCGUUCCACGGGGCAGUGCCAGUGUCUGCCCAACACCAUCGGCCUGACGUGUGACCACUGCAAGCCCAACUCCUGGAACCUGGCUAGUGGCCGCGGCUGUGAGGCCUGCGGGUGUGACCCCAACAACGCUGUCAACCCGACAUGCAACGAGUUCACCGGAAAGUGUCAGUGUCGUCGAGGAUUCGGUGGGAAGACUUGCACUGACUGCCAGGAGAACUACUGGGGAGACCCCCGGGUCCAGUGCCGAGCCUGUGACUGUGACCCGCGAGGAAUAGAGACCUCCCAGUGUGACCAGAAGACUGGCCACUGUGUGUGCCAGCAGGGGGUGUCGGGCGUGCGUUGUGACCAGUGUGCCCGGGGCUUCUCGGGCCAGUUCCCUAACUGCCAGCCCUGCCACCAGUGUUUCGGGGACUGGGACAGGGUGGUUCAGGAUCUGGCUGUCCGCACCAAGAGCCUGUCGGACCGGGCUCUGGAGAUCCAGACAACAGGUCUAACUGGAGCCUAUGAGAAAGCCUUCAGAGACCUGGAGGAUAAGCUGGCACUGGCCCAGGGCAUUGUCAACGCCCGCAACACCACCGCGGAGGGAGUGGCGGUCUUAAUGGAGCUCAUUGAAGACCUCAGGUCUCAGAUAGGGGAGACCACAGAUAUAUUGAAUCAUCUGGAGGGAGACCUGACCAGUGUCCAAAACAGUAACGUUGAUGCCAGUAAUGAGCUCAGUGCUCUGGAAAGAGAGGCCAAGGAGCUGAAUCUGACCUCAGAUCAGCUCCACCGUCAGCUAGACAUCCUCAAGAACUCCAACUUCCUGGGUGCAUAUGACAGCAUCCGUAUCUCCUAUAACAAGUCCCGUGACGCAGAGAAGCGAGCUAACCAAUCCACCACCACCACACCCAGCACUGUCAGCCAAUCAGCGGAUACACGCCGCAAGACAGAACGCCUCAUCCUUGCCAAGAAAGAUGAAUUCAACCGCAAGAAUGCAGCCAACAAGCGAGCACUAGGGGACCUCAGUGCUAAAGCACAGACUCUGGACAUGAAGAAGAUCAAUGAGAAGGUCUGUGGGGCCCCUAACAAUGGCCCUUGUGCAGACAGCCCUUGCGGAGGGGCAGGUUGCCGUGACGACGAGGGUAAUAGGCACUGCGGAGGCCUGAACUGCAAUGGUGCUGUAGCAAUUGCCAACACUGCCCUGGAAAGAUCAAAACACGCGGAGAAACAGCUGAACAAAGCCAUGGGGGAGGUGGAGGAGCUUUUCCACAAGGUGGCGAAUGCCAAGACCAAGGCAGAGGAGGCAAAGGAUAAAGCCCAGGCCGCUCUGGAAAAAGCCACCAACACCAAGAACAAGGUGGAGCGCUCCAACAACGACCUGCGGGACCUCAUCAAGCAGAUCCGGGACUUCCUCAUGCAGGAGGGUGCUGAUCCUGACAGUAUUGAGACAGUGGCUAACCGCGUCCUGGAGCUUUCCAUCCCGGCCUCACCCCAGCAGAUCAAACAUCUGGCAGAGGAGAUCAAGGACCGGGUCCAGAGCCUCUCCAAUGUAGAUGCUAUUCUGAAACAGACGCAGGACGAUGUGCGCAAAGCAGAGCAGCUGCUGAAGGAGGCAAAGAAGGCUAGGAAUCGGGCAGAGCAGGUGAAAUCUACAGCAGAAACAGUAAAACAAGCACUUGAGGAUGCUAAGACAGCCCAGGCUGCAGCGGAGAAGGCAAUACAGCGGGCGAGGGCUAAUAUUGGGAAAACAGAGGACCGGCUAGCACAGAUCGAGUCUGAGACCUCCAGCAGUGAACAUGACCUGAAUGAUGCAAUGGACCGCCUUGGUCGUCUCGGCCGGGAGAUUCAUGCUCUGAAGCUCAAACGGGCCAACAACAGCGUGGCAGCGGCUAGAGCCGAGGAGACCGCCACGAUGGCACGAGACAAAGCCACAGAGGCCAAGCAGAUAUUAGAUGGUGAGCUGACAGAUAAGUAUCACACAGUGCAGGAGUUGGUGGACCGGAAAGCUAAGACUGUCCAGGAGGCCAAGAAGAAAGCAGAGCGCUUGAGAAAUGAAGCCAAGGACCUACUGAAGGACGCUCAGAACAAGCUCCUAAGACUAGCAGAACUAGAAAAAGGCUAUGAAGAGAACCAGAAAACACUGGAGGGCAAAGCCCGGCAGCUGGACGGCCUAGAAGACAAGAUGAAGGCUAUUCUUAAUGACAUCAACAAGCAAAUCCAAAUCUACAACACCUGUCAGUAAAAGCUAGGGCUUGACUUGUCAAACCAAGAGUGACUGCUGACAAAAAUUCUGCGUUUACUCAGGUAGCCCAGUUUGGAUAUUUUGUUUUUUUUCACCAAUCAGAUAUGCUCUGAAAAAAAAGAUAAUGUGAAAAGAUGUUGGGACUGUUUGAAAGAUCAGUUUCUGAAAAAAGAAAUUGGUCCACCUGUGUAAAUGCAGCCUUUGUGAAAUGACUACUGUUUUACCCUGCUGACCCUGUACACCAGGGUACCUCUAUCUAGCCAGAUCCACUCUGUUUUUUCCAUUCUAACCACCCAAUCAAGGUCUGCUUUAGACCUGGGACACAAGAUGGGUGUAAAAAAACAACAGGCUCCAACCUUCUAAGUGUUGAAUACCCUACAGUACAGUAUGCUCUCUAGAGGGGAGUAUUGCAUCUAAAGCCAGGUGCCUGUCAGAUUACACUGUUUAAUCAUGCUGAUUGUGAGAUUGUCAAUGUAUUGCUGUGUGACAUUCAGCUGAAGAAUAGAGGUACCUCCACAUGAAGGUUCAUAAAACAUAUGUCAUAUCUUUUGCACCAAAACUAAAAGACACUGCCACAUUGUAUGUAAGAUCAAGAAUGCCAAAAAAUAACUUAUGAAUAGGCCUACAAUAGUUUCAGUAAACAAUGAAUACAUGUUGUUAUGCAUACCGCACUCAUAAAUGGUAGAUAUUGUUUGUUUUUUGUAAUUGAGAGAAAACAGUUUUGGGAAUACCUGAAAAUAAACUUUCAAAAACCA